Molecule: messenger RNA, 596 nt
Organism: Cucurbitaria berberidis CBS 394.84
Lineage: Eukaryota; Fungi; Ascomycota; Dothideomycetes; Pleosporales; Cucurbitariaceae
Exons: 1
Coding region: 43-276 (77 amino acids)
Source: RefSeq, a predicted model, not a curated record
UAGCGAGUUGGCUGAUGAGUUUAGAGACCAUGCACGUUCGACAUGACCGCCCCUCAUACUCUUUGCCGACCGUGUCCACUUCCAUCCACCUUCGUGCUCUCCCAGCUGUCGUUCUCGACAGAUGCCAGAGGCAGCAGCUUUCUCGCAAUUGCCCAACGUGCCUCCUACAUUGUAGACUCUCCGUCCAAGGAUGGCGCACUGGAAGAGAAACCGUUAGUCUGGCUUGUGGAGCACAUACUUCUAGGCUGGCUACUCAUCCGCAUUCCUAUCAACUGAUAUUUGCUGACGCGCGCUUCAUCGACUGAAUCCAUGUUUACUUGGUGUAUCAGAUCUGCAACCAGACCUUCGCAUUGCGAUGAGUACCACGAAGCGCUGUGCUCCGCUAGUCGUCCCACGCGAGCUGCCAUAUUUGGGUGUCUGAGUUCAAGUCUCUCUCCCCCGGUUGGCAAUGUUGACUGGCACAUACAUGCAUUCCCUUCACGAUGCAUUUGGCCCCAUUUAUACUACGCUACCACGACCUCAUUGGCCUCGUAGGAAAGCCGAUUGCUUUGCCUUUGAGGAGCUAUAUCCGGCUAAGCUUCGGGGUUCUCACCGAC